CCAUGCCACCCCACGGAGGGGUGUUUGUGGGUCUCUCGAUGCUGCUGGCCCUCAGUCUGGCCCAGAGCCCCCCAGGGUGGGCCACUCUUGCCUUUGUCUUCGAUGUCACCGGCUCCAUGUACGACGACCUGGUGCAGGUGAUGGACGGGGCCUCGCGCAUCCUGGAGCGGACGCUCAGCAGGAGCACGAAGCCCAUCAGCAACUAUGCCCUGGUGCCCUUCCAUGACCCAGAGGUGGGACCUGUCACCCUCACCACGGAUCCCCAGCUCUUCCAGCAGCGCCUAAGGGAGCUCCAUGUCCAGGGCGGGGGGGACUGCCCGGAGAUGAGCGUGGGAGCCAUCAGGGUGGCCGUGGAGAUCUCGCAUCCCGGGUCCUUCAUUUACGUCUUCUCGGAUGCUCGGGCCAAGGACUACGAGCAGCAGGAGGAGCUGCUGCGGCUGCUGCAGCACAAGCAGAGCCAGGUGGUGUUUGUGCUGACGGGGGACUGCGGGGACAGGAGCCACCCCGGGUACCGCGUGUACGAGCGCAUCGCUGCCACCAGCUCCGGGCAGAUCUUCCACCUGGAUAAGCAGCAGGUGACAGAGGUGCUGAAGUGGGUGGAAGAGGCCAUCCAGGCUUCCAAGGUCCACCUCCUGUCCACAGACCAUGAGGAGGGUGGGGAGAACACAUGGCAGGUCCCCUUUGAUCCCAGCCUGAAGGAAGUCACCAUCUCCCUGAGUGGCCCUGCGCCAUGGAUCAAGGUCCGGGAUCCUGCAGGAAAGGUCCUGGAGAAAGGCCGAGGUCUGAAGGAACUGCUCAGCAUCCCCAACUCAGCCAUGGUGGUGGCUCUGGAGCCCUACGAGCCAGGGACAUGGCUGGUCACGACCCGCAGCAGUGGCCGCCACUCGUUGAGGAUCACGGGCAUCAGCAAUGUGAAUUUUCAAGCCAGCUUCUCCAGCCAGCCGGAAUUUGACAGCAGCCAGCCCGGGGAGCGGCCUGUGCAGGGUCUGCCCAUCUCUGUGCUGGUGAACUGCAGCGGUCUGAGGCCGCCUGGGCGCCUGCAGGAGAUCGAGCUCUUCAACACCUCGGGCCACGUCCUGCUCUCGCUGCCUGCCCAGCCCCUCUUCAACUCCUCUUCCUCCGGCUCCACCGCGCAGCUCUGGGUGGCUUCGCCGCUCUGGGUCCCCCCGGGUGACUUUCUGCUGAAGGUGAAGGGUGAAGAUGCCCAGGGCCACCCCCUGCACCGCCUCUCAGGGGUCACCUACACCAGCGUGGUCCCUGGUCUACCUAAAGUGAACAUCUCCAGCAACAUCCAGGCUUACAACCGUGAGCCACAGCUCAUCUCCUGCUCUGCAUGGAGUGACAUCCCUUUCCAUCUGCAGCUCAGCCGUGGCAGGAUGAAGCUCAGGGAAGGGCAGUUCUUCAGGAUUUCAGGGAACAUCAGCUGGUUGAUCCCUGCAGUGUCCAAGAGUGAUGAAGGCUUUUAUGAGUGCACUGCCACGAGCAAGGUCGGAGUGACCCGAGCUCGUGCCUACGUCUCUGUCUCAGAGCCCCCACCACGUCUCAUCGCCCCGGGCAACAUCACGGCUUCACCGGGCCAAGACGUGGUCAUGUCCUGCGUGGUUCUGGGGGAUGUGCCCUACAACCUGACCUGGAGCUGGGAUGGGAAGGCAGCACAGCCAGGGGACGGCCGGACCCGGCUGCUGCAGAACCAUUCUCUGGAGAUCAGCCCCGUGCAGCCAGGGGAUGGGGGCCUGUACGAGUGUGUGGCACAGAGUGCCCAUGGCACUGCCACCGCCUCCCUCUGGCUCUUCAUCCAGGAGGCUCCAUGGGUGAAGGUGGACCCCAGCCCGCAGCGUUUCCGCAGGGGCCAGGAGCUGCGGCUGAACUGCACGGCCGGGGGCCACCCCCAGCCCCACAGCACCUGGAAGCGCUGGGGCUGGGCACUGCAGCAGGAUGAGAGGGUUUUCAGGGAUGCUGAGGGUACCUUGCACAUCAGGUCUGCUGUACCAGAGGAUGCAGGGAAUUACAGCUGCUAUGCCAGCAGCACACUGGGCUGGGAUGAGCAGGGGAUCACCCUGGAGUUCACUGAACCUCCUGCCAUCCUGGCAGUGACGCCCAGCCUGAAGGUGCUGGUGGGAGAGGAUGUCACCCUGGAGUGCUGGGUUUCGGGGGCACCCCCACCGCACGUCGUGUGGUACAAAGGCGAGCAGGUGAUGGCGACAUUCCCGGCGGGCACGCAGCGGGCGGUGCUGCGGCUGCAGGCGGCGCGGGAGGAGGACGCGGGGCACUACGGCUGCCAGGCUGGCACCGCCUUCGACAGCACCGAGCUGCACGUGGGCUCUGCCCCUCACUUUCCUGAGCCCCUGGGCGACGUGGAGGUCGAGGUUGGGGACAGAGUGAGCCUGCUGUGCCGUGUGGAGGGAUCUCCCCUGCCACAGGUCACCUGGUCCCGGCAGGAUGGGAAGCCCGUGGUGGGCUGGCAGGGACCACAGGAUGUUUCCAGCCAGCUGGAGGCUGCCCAGCUCCUCAUUGAGAGUGCCUCGCUGGAUGACCAAGCCAUCUACAUCUGUGAAGCCCAGAAUGAGUUUGGGAAAAUCCAGGCAGAAGUGAAGCUCACAGUCACAGGACAGGCAGCCCCAGAAAUAGCUCUUGCAUCCCCCGUGGUCCGUGUGCUCCCAGGCCAGCCCGUGUCCCUGCCCUGUGUGAUCCUGGCUGGGAGCCCAUUCCCAGCCCGCCGCUGGCUGAAGGAUGGGCAGAUGGUAGCCCCAGGUGACCGCUAUUCCAUCCGGGCUGAUGGCAGCCUGCACGUGGACCAGGCAUCACUGGGGGAUGCAGGGACAUUCACCUGUGAGGUGACCAACGCCCUCGGCUCACACAGGCAGGACAUGUCCCUGGUCAUCCACGUUCCUCCCAGCAUCGAGCCUGGCCCUGUUCUGGUCACUGCCACCGAGGGAGCGGCUGUCACCCUGCAGUGCAAUGCCACCGGUGUCCCCCCUCCUACUGUCACCUGGACAAAGGGCACAGAGCCCGUUUCACUGAGCCCACACUACCAACUUGACCCCAAUGGGACCCUCCUGAUCCCUUCAUCGUCCCCUGGAGAUGCUGGCACCUACUUCUGCACAGCCACCAAUGCAGCAGGAUUCUCCAGCCGGGAGAUGCAGCUCUCCAUCAGCACAAAGCCCAGGAUCAGCCUGAAUGGAUCACAGGCAUCAGACCCUGUCACUGUCCUGGCUGUGCUGGGGCAGGAGACCACCCUGCCCUGCGAGGUCCAAGGAUAUCCCCCUCCCCUGGUGGUGUGGAGCCGGGAGCCCCAGCCCUUGCCUCUCGCCACCACGAGGUACAGUGUCCUCCCUUCAGGAUCCCUCCACCUGGCCGAGCCCCAGGUGACAGACACUGGCCUGUACACCUGCACGGCCACCAACGCUGCAGGGAACGCCUCACUCAGCUACAGCCUGCACGUCCAAGCUCCCCCCCAGCUGUGGAUUGGUGAUGGGGAAAGACACCUGGCAGCUGUUGCCAACACCUCCCUGAGGAUUCAGUGCCACGCCACGGGCAUCCCCCCACCCCAGAUCCAGUGGCUGAAGGAUGGGCACCCGCUGGAUGGGCAGGAGGGUGUGCUGCUGUCCGAGGACGGUGGCACUCUGCUGGUCACCCGAGUGGGGCUUGGUCACCAAGGGCUCUACAUCUGCCAGGGCAGCAACUGGGCAGGGCUGGCCCAGGCAGAGGUGCAGGUUUCAGUGCAUGUGCCCCCAAACAUCGAACCCAGCGUGGUGGAUCUGGCCAUCCCCGAGAACAGCAUGGCAUCCCUGGAAUGCCUGGCCUCCGGGCUGCCUGCUCCUGACAUCACCUGGUACAAGGGGCAGGAGCAGCUCUGGCCCGGGGCAGGACUGACCCUGUCCAGGGAUGGGAAGCUCCUGCAGAUCCCCCGUGCCCGACUCUCCCAUGCCGGCAGCUAUCGCUGCGUGGCCUCCAACGGGGCCGGUGUGGCUGAGCUCUGGUACAGCCUGCAGGUCACUGUGCCUCCAUCCUUCUCCUCGCCAGAGCCCGAGGCUGUGUCUGUGCUAGAGGGACAAUCUGUCCAGCUGGCCUGCGAGUGCCAUGGAAUCCCCCUGCCCUCCCUGAGCUGGUGGAAGGACGGUGAGCCCCUCUCCACCCAGGCAGGGAGCCCAAAGCUGGUGUCCCCAGGAGGGAGCGUGGUGUACAUGGAGAAGGUCCAGCUGCUGGACCAGGGGACGUACAUCUGCGAGUGCAGGAAUUCUGCUGGCAGCAGCAGCAAGGAGCAUCACCUGGAGGUGCACGCACUGCCAAGGGUCCAGAGUAGCAGCAACGCCCUGAGGAAGGUUUCUGUCAUCGAGGGUGGCGAGACAGUUCUGGAGUGCGAGGCCAUGGGGACACCAGCACCGUGGGUGACGUGGGUGAAGGACGGGCAGCCCCUGGCUGCUGGGGACAGGCUCCUGCUUACAGAGCAAGGGAGGCGGCUGCACAUCCCCAGGGCAGAGGUGGCCCAUGCAGGACACUACACUUGUCUGGUCACCAGUGCAGAGGGGCAGGAGCAGAGGGAGUUUGAUGUUGUGGUGCAUGUUCCUCCUGAGUUCAUUCAAGGGUCAGGACUGACAACCAAUGUCAGCGUUUCCCUGCAAGGAUCCCUGACACUGACCUGCGAGGCCACUGGCAUUCCCCAGCCCACCAUCACCUGGUUCUGGGAUGGCUCUCCUGUCACCCCCAGCGAGCACACACACUUGCUUUCAGGGGGCUGGCUGCUGAGGCUCACCCAUGCACGAGCCCACGAUGGUGGUCACUAUUCCUGCCUGGCCAGCAACAUAGCUGGGGAGGCCAGGAGGCAUUUCUAUGUGCAGGUCCUAGUUCCUCCCCACAUUGAGAAGGCGGGUGAAGAACACACCUUCAGAGUGCCCGAGGGUCACCCUGUCACCUGGUCCUGCCUGGCUUCAGGCAACCCACAACCUAAGAUCACCUGGCUGAAAGACAACCACCCUCUCCCUGGCACCUUCUCCAUCUCCCCUGAUGGCUCCUUGUUCCACAUCCCCCAAGCCUUCCUGGCCCAUGCUGGUCGUUACUCCUGUGUGGCCUCCAGCUCUGUGGGAAAUCAGACCAAGCACUACCUGCUGGAUGUUUUGGCCAGCCCCACCUUUGCUCGAGAUGAUGCUGCUGCAGAAGAAGUGACAGUGAUCAUCAACAACCCCAUCUCCCUGGUGUGUGAGGCUCUGCCAUACCCAUCUCCCAACAUCACCUGGCUCAAGGACGAGGUUCCUCUCAAAGCAUCCAGGAAUGUCCUCCUGCUCCCUGGUGGCCACGGGCUGCAGAUCCUGAACGCCCAGGAGGAGGACACGGGCACCUACAGCUGCAUUGUGGCCAACGAAGACGGGGAGGCUGUGAAGAACUACGCUGUGAAGGUCCUGGUUCCUCCUUGGAUUGCCAGAGAGGAUCCUUUGGGGGACUUUGCUGUGAAAGAGGUGAAAGCCAAGGUCAACAGCACAGUGGUGCUGGAGUGUGAGACCUGGGCUGUGCCUGAGCCGACCAUCCGGUGGUACAAGGACAAGCAGCUUCUGGCAAGUUCUGAACGCCUCCAGAUCCUCAGUGAGGGGCAGGUGCUCCAGAUCCAACCAGCUGAUGUCUCGGAUUCGGGGCACUACACCUGCGUGGCCACCAAUGCUGUGGGUGAAGAUGACAGGGACUUCAUCGUGCAUGUCCAAGUGCCCCCCAUCUUCCAGCAGCAAACAAGCCCCAAAGAAGCCCUUGAGAUCUUCUAUCGGGAGGAAGACCAGGAUGGGGAGGUGACAGAGCACCGACAGGCUGUCCUUGGCCAGCCCACCGCCCUCUACUGCGACACCAGUGCCAUCCCACCCCCCCAGCUCACCUGGUACAAGGAUGGGGAGCCCCUCUCCCCUGGCCCGGGGGUGCUGAUGCUGCAAGGGGGCCGGGUGCUGCAGCUGCAGGCGGUGCAGGAGGGGGACAGGGGCAGGUACACCUGCGAGGCGGCCAACGCUGCGGGACGGGACCGCCUGCACUACGAGCUGGAGGUGCUGACUGCCCCGGCCAUCCGUGGUGGCACGGAAGACCUGGUGGAGGAGGUGACAGCCACCAUCAAUGGCACGGUCCGGUUUGAGUGUGAAGCUACUGGGCACCCAGAGCCCACAGUGUCCUGGCUCUGGAAUGAUCUCCCCAUCGAGGCUGGCCCACGGCACCAGCUCCUGGAGGGUGGCACAGUCCUGCAGGUGGCAAUGGUGGAGGCAGGUGACACCGGGAGAUACACGUGCACGGCUGAGAACCUGGCUGGGUCAGCCGAGAAGCACUUUGCCCUGGCUGUGCAGGCAGAAGCUCCCUGGAGUGUGGGUACAGACCCCGAAAAUGUCGAUGGCAUUGUCAAUGGCAGCGUCUCACUGGUGUGUGACAUCCAAUCCCACCCGGCUGCAGAGAUCGCCUGGUACAAGGACGGCCACGUUCUGCAGCCCAGUGAGGAGGUGAUUGUCACCCGAGCCUUUGGGUUGUAUGACACCCUAAUGACACUGCUGAGUGAUCCCCUCUGGAGAGGACCAAGGGCUGCAUCCUGCAGAACUCCAUGCUGCUGCUUCCUGGGAGCUCAGUGUCCUUUUCUGUGGGGCACAUCAGCUUGCUGGCAUGGUGGCCCGGACCUGGUUCUGCUCCAGGCUGUCCUGAUUCCCUGCUCUCCACUCCUUCCAGGCUCUCGGGUGCUGCAGCUCCCUCAGCUGCAGCUUUCCAGCUCAGGCACAUACACGUGCAUGGCACUGAAUGUGGCCAGCCAGGAUGAGAAGAGUUUCAUCCUCACGGUCCAUGAACCCCCAAGCAUCCAGGACACACAGCAGGAGACGCUUGAAGCUGACGUGGGGACACCCCUGGUCCUGACCUGCCGAGUCACUGGUGUGGCCGUGCCCACUGUCACCUGGCUGAAGGACGGGCGCCCGCUGGAGAUGAGCCCAGAGCAGGGUCUGGUGGUCGGGGGGACCCAGCUCCAGCUCAGCCCCCUCCAGCCCUUCCACCAGGGCCGAUACACCUGCCUGGCACAGGGCCCAGGGGCCGAGACACGCAAGGACUUCAUGGUGCUGGUGCGAGUGCCCCCCCAGAUCAGCAGUGGAGAGCACCCCAGUGAGCACAGCGUGCUGGAGGGCAGCAGCGUGAGGCUGGAGUGCCGGGCAGAGGGGCAGCCCACUCCCCACAUCUCCUGGCUGAAGGAUGGGCAGCCCCUGGGGCUGGAGCCCCCCUCACACGCCCGGGUGUCCCCGGAUGGCAGCGCCCUGCUCCUCGAGGGGCUGCGAGCCGCCCACUCCGGAGCUUACACGUGCCUGGCCUGGAACAGCCUGGGCGAGGACACGCGGCUGCACUCGCUGAACGUGCUGGUCCCUCCUACCAUCGAGAGAGGUGCCGGUGACUCGGAGAUGGUCCGUGGGGUCCUGUCGGCCGUGGUGACACUGGAGUGCUGGGCACGGGGGUCCCCUCCUCUGCAUGUGAGCUGGCUGAAGGACGGGCUGCCCCUCCGCCUGUCCCCUCAUGUCACCCUGCUCAAGGCUGGGCACGUCCUCCGGAUCUCCCAGGCGCAGCUCUCCGAUGCCGGGCGCUACACCUGCGUUGUCUCCAGCCGGGCGGGAGUGGCCGAUCGCAGCUUUGUCCUGCAGAUACAGGCGCCCCCUGUCCUGGAGAGCCCCGAGGGCAGUGAGGAGCAGAUGGUGGCUGAGGGCUCCGAUGUCACUUUCACCUGCGAAGCCACCGGGUCCCCAGCACCAUCAGUGACCUGGCUGAAGAACGGAGAGCCCCUGGAGCAGCAGAGUGACCAGGUGCCUGGUGGCUCACAGCUGAGCCUGGUGGCCGUGGCACCAACUGAUGCAGGCAUUUACUCAUGCCUGGUGGUGAAUGAAGUGGGAGAGGUCAGCAAAGCCUUCCACCUCGUGGUGAUGGAGCCACCCCGUGUCGAGUCUGCGUCCCAUCCCACUGAGAUAUCCAUCACUGCGGGCACCCCUCUGGAGCUGACGUGUGUGGUCACAGGUGUCCCCAUGCCCGCUGUCACGUGGGACAAGGAUGGACGGCUGCUGGCAGGGCCCUCGCUCGUGUUGGGUAAUGAGAGCACCCUCCACAUUGAGAGCGCUGAGGUGGCUGAUGCUGGCUUGUACACCUGCCUGGCCACUAGUCCUGCAGGGGAGGACAGCAGGAGCUUCCAUGUCAGCAUCCAAGCUCCCUCCAGCAUUGCCAGCAGCGGGGAGAUCCCCAUCAUCACGGCUGUGGCAGGGGGGCAGCUGCUCCUGGAGUGCCCAGAGGCUGCUGAGCCGCACCCCAACAUCGAGUGGCACCGGGAGGGCUCCCCGCUGCAGGAGGAUGCCCGCAGGCGGGUCCUGGCCCAGGGGCGUUUCCUGCAGCUCCGGGCGGUGGCUGCUGCAGACGGCGGCGAGUACAGCUGCAGGGCCACCAGCCCCUCCGGCGACACUGGCCCGAGUGUCCGGGUGCAGGUUCACGUGGCCCCGGAGAUCCAGGCGGGCCCCGAGGAGGUGAAGGUAUUGCUGAACACCUCGGCCGUGCUGCCGUGCCGGGCAGAGGGGUGGCCCGUGCCCCGGGUGACGUGGAGGAAGGAUGGCCAGCUCCUGCCCCUGCCUGGGAGUGACAGGCUGCAGCUCCUGCCUGGAGGCUCCCUGCAAAUUGACCCUGUCCAGGUCCAGGAUUUGGGCCAUUACCUCUGCAUGGCAUCCAGCCCUGCUGGCUCUGACCGGCGAGGCCUGGACCUCCAUGUCCUGGUCCCUCCUGCCAUCGUGCCUGGGCCCUCCAACCUCACCCUGCUGGCUCAGCAGCCAGCCACGCUGGGCUGUGACACCUGGGGGUCCCCUGAGCCCCACAUCAGAUGGGAGAAGGAUGGUCGUCCCCUGAACCUGCACCUCCCACCUGGCACCUACAGUUUGCAGUCCUUAGGGUCACUGCUCAUCUCCAGCCCUGGUCCCCGGGACGAGGGGCGCUUUGAGUGCAUCGCCACCAACGCUGCUGGAGAGGCACGAAAGCUCUUCCUCGUGUCUGUCCAUGUGCCCCCCACCAUCGCUGAUGACCUUACAGAUGUGGUUGUCACCCGGCUGUCCCCUGCAAUCCUCACCUGCUACGCCUCGGGCGUGCCCCCACCCACGGUGUCAUGGAGCAAGGAGGGGGCUCAGCUGGGCAGCAGAGGAAGGGGCUACCGUGUCCUGCCCAGAGGAGCCCUGGAGAUCAGGCAGGCGCUGCCUGCACACAGCGGCCGCUACACCUGCACAGCUCGGAGCGCCGCGGGCACGGCCCGGAAGCACAUCUGGCUCACAGUGCAUGAGCCCCCUGCCUUGAAGCCCCUGCCUGGCAUGGUGAUGGUGACGGUCAACACCAGCGCGGUGCUGUCCUGUGAGGCCACAGGCGUCCCCCGGCCAGAGGUCACCUGGCAAAAGGAUGGCGUUGGCAUCACUGGAGGGUCUGGGCUGAAGGUGCUCCCCAACGGGCAGCUCCGUCUCCUCCGAGCAGCCCCAGAGGAUGCAGGGACCUACCUGUGCAUGGCUCGUAACCCUUCAGGCACCGCUGCGGGGAGGACCAGGCUCAUUGUGCAAGUGCCCCCCAUCAUUGCUGCUGGCCCACUGGAGCUGGUGGUGCUGGAGGGGCUGGAGGUGCUGCUGCCCUGUGCCGCCCGUGGUGUCCCUGAGCCCCGCGUGUCCUGGAGCCGGGAGGGAGCCCUGGUGCGGGGUGGGAAGGCCACGGUCCUGCCCUCCGGGGAGCUGCUGCUCCGGGAUGUCCAGGAAGGGGAUGCUGGAAGCUACUCCUGCACCGCGGUGAACUCUGCUGGGAGGGCCGUUCGCCGGCUCUCCCUCUCCAUCCACACCCUGCCCACCUUCACCCACCUGCCCACAGACCUCACCCUGAGCCGGGGCGAGAGGCUGGAGCUGCUGUGUGCCGCAGUGGGCAGCCCCCAGCCCCGCGUCUCCUGGAUGGCCAACGGGCAGCUCGUCACUGAUGGUGCGUCGGGGCACAGCGGGCGGAGCAUCCUGCGGAGGGAGGCAGCCGCACCCACGGACAGCGGGACCUACGUGUGCCACGCCGAGAACAGCGCCGGGGCCAUCAGGGCCACUGUCUUGGUCUCUGUCAGAGAGGCGCCCGUCAUACAGGGGGAUGGCAGCGUCUACCAGGUGGAGCACUCCGGAGGGGAUGCCAUCCUCGACUGCCGUGCCCAGGGUCACCCUGAGCCCCUCAUCCGCUGGAGCAAGGACGGGGUGCCAGUGGUGGCCCAUGGGCGCCUGCACCAGCUGCAGAAUGGCUCCCUGGCCAUCCGUGCUGUGGGGAGCACCGAUGUGGGGCAGUACCAGUGUGUUGCGGAGAAUGAUGCGGGCACAGCAGCAAAAGUUUUCACCCUGGUUCUGCAGAGUGCCCCUGUGGUGACAGUGACACCAGCAGAGGUGAGGGUCCCUGCUGGGCAGCAGGUGCUGCUGCACUGUGUCGUGUCAGGGGAGCCCACCCCCUCCGUGGAGUGGCAGUGGGAUGGGGAGCCACUGCCCGAGGGUCCCCAUGCUCGUGUCCUGCCCAAUGCCACCCUGUUCCUGCCCUCUGUCACCCACCGUGACGCCGGAAGCUACUCCUGCCUCGCCCGCAAUGCCCUGGGCUCUGCUGUCGCCCACACCUCCCUGGAUGUCCAAGGGGAGCUGCACCGGGUGCGGGGCAGCCUGGUUGGUGUCAUCAAUGGCCACGAGCUCGGUGUCUCCACCCUUGAUGCCAGCGUGCUGGGUGACUCUCAAUCCAGCACCACCGCCCUCCGGAGCAGCAUUGGGAGCAUUCCACCCGCCAUAGGGCCGCUGAUGCGGGUGUUGGUGACCAUCAUCGCCCCCAUUUACUGGUCCUUGGCACACACCAGCGGGGCAGCCCAGAGCGGCUUCCUGCUCACACAGGGCACCUUCCAGCACGAGUCACUGCUGCAGUUUGCCACAGGGGAGCUCCUGCGGGUCACCCACCUCGCCCGGGGCGCGGAUAGUGCUGGCGCUCUGCGGCUGGACAGUGUCAUCAGUGGCUCCGUCCCGGAGAGCUUUGGCGAUGCCGUGGUGCCGCUGCAGGACUUCAGCGAGCGCUACGUGCGGACGGGUGUGGGGCAGCUCUCCGGGGGCUCGGUGCAGAGCUUCCUGUGGGAUGGGCACCUCAUCCGUGCCCACUGCAAUCACACCAUCGUGUUCGACCCCCCCGUGGGGCCACAGCCUCCCCGGGUGCAGCACCUCCGGGCCAGAGCCAUCACAGCCUCCUAUGACCCAGCCAAACAGCAGCUCCACUUCCAGCUCCGUGCCUCGCUUGAUGCAGGGGCAGAUAGAGACCAGUGCCCGCUGGGAUUCAUCCCAGACCCUGGGCAGCUGUACUGCAUUGAUGUUGAUGAAUGCAUCGAGGGGUCCCAUGCCUGUCGCUACAACCAGAUUUGCCAGAACGCCGCCGGGUCCUAUCGCUGCUCCUGCCCUCCUGGCUACCGCACGCUGGGCACUGGCUGGCCGUGCUUGGAUGUCAAUGAGUGCCUGCAUUUCCCCCCACCGUGCGCCUUUGAGUGCCGCAACCUGCGGGGCUCCUACGAGUGCCUGUGCCCCGCCGGCAAGACCCUGCUGCCGGGCGGACAGUGUGGGAUUGAGAGAGGGGACACAACGAGCAGCGUGCCCCGGGACACUCCCCUGCACUGGCAGAGGCCAAGUAGCCGCGCACGGGGCCGAUCGUUCUACACUCAGCUCGCCCUGCGCCGCGUGGCGAAGGAUGCAGGGAUGGGCGCCCGGGGCCCGCCCUGCCCCACGGGCUACGUCAGGAGGAAUGGCACCUGCACUGAUCUCGAUGAGUGUCAGACACUGCACCAGUGCCAGCACGAGUGCAGGAACAGCCUGGGCAGCUACCGCUGCCUCUGCCCCACUGGCUACCGGCUGCUGUCCAACGGGAAGACCUGCCACGAUGUGGAUGAGUGCGUGGAGGGCACAAUGAGGUGUGGCUCGAGCCAGAUGUGCUUCAACACCCGCGGAGGUGCCCGGUGCAUGGAUGUGCCGUGCCCAGCUGGGUACCGGAGAGGCUCCAGCCCAGGGCUGUGCGUGGGUCGCUGCCCUCCGUUCUGCAGCCCUGCCGCCCCCCCCACGCUGCAGUACCAGGUGCUCCCCCUGCCCCUCGGCAUCGCUGCCCGCCGGGACGUGGUGCACCUCACCCCGGCCACCUCCCUGCGCCACCGGCCCGUCUUCAGGCUGCUGGAGCAGGACCCCGACAGCCCCUUCGCCCUCCGCACCGAGCAGGGUCAGGGCAUCAUCUCCACCCUGCGGCCGCUGCGGGAGCCCGGCACGCACCGGCUCAAGGUGCAGGCGCUGCUCCCGGAUGGGCAGCGAGCACCCAACAUCUUCCUCCUGCUCAUCUCUGUCUCCCCCUACCCUUACUGA
Molecule: messenger RNA, 12380 nt
Organism: Sturnus vulgaris (Common starling)
Lineage: Eukaryota; Metazoa; Chordata; Aves; Passeriformes; Sturnidae
Source: RefSeq, a predicted model, not a curated record